Messenger RNA from Marmota flaviventris (yellow-bellied marmot), 1446 nucleotides. It is a transcript of the gene Lysmd2, whose product is annotated as LysM domain containing 2. NCBI's taxonomy places the organism in Eukaryota, Metazoa, Chordata, Mammalia, Rodentia, Sciuridae. The record is from RefSeq and is a predicted model, not a curated record.
CAGACUGCUGCGGGCGCUCACUUCGCUCUUGGCCUGGUAGGUGCGCCUGUGUCGCCGGCGCCCGGGGAAGGCAGGCCUUGCAGGAGGGAGACGCCCGCCAUGCCCGGCCCGCAGCUCCCCUCCUCGGCUUCCCGCCCGCCGCCCCCGCGGAACGACCAGCCGCAGCCCCUGUGAGGAGGAAGAGGAGGCGGCGGCGGCGGCGGCGGCGGCAGAGGAGGCACCGCCCCCUUGGCAGCUCCCCGACCUGGCGGCCUCGGCAGGACCCAUGGCGGACUCCUCGCCCGCGUUGUCCCUGCGGGAAGGCGGCCCCCGCGCGCCGCGGCCCUUAGCCCCUUCGCCGCCGCCGCGCUCGCGUUCCGGCUCGGAGUCCGAGGAGGCCGAGCUGUCGGUGAGCCUGGCCCGCACCAAGACCCGCUCGUACGGCAGCACCGCCAGCGUGCGGGCGCCGCUGGGCGCCGGCGUCAUCGAGCGCCUGGUGGAGCACCGGGUCCGCGCCGACGACACGCUGCAGGGCAUCGCGCUCAAGUACGGAGUCACGAUGGAACAGAUUAAAAGGGCCAAUAAACUGUUUACCAAUGAUUGUAUAUUUCUGAAGAAAACUUUGAACAUCCCAGUUAUAUCAGAGAAGCCUUUGUUGUUUAAUGGACUUAACUCCGUUGAUUCUCCAGAAAAUGAAACUGUUGAUAGCAGUUUUUCACAUGAAGAGGAGCCUGUGGUGGGUGGGGAAGACCUCCCUCCUCCCAGUCCUCAGGAAUCUGAGAUUCAGCCUGUGCAGCCUGAGGAAGUGUCAGCCAGAGAUUUCCUUCAAAGACUUGAUUUGCAGAUUAAAUUAUCAACACAGGCAGCCAAGAAACUAAAAGAAGAAAGCAGAGAUGAAGAAAGUCCCUAUGCAACGUCCCUCUAUCACAGUUAGGUGAUUAGUAGCAUGAUUCUAACCUGGAUUAAGCAGUGGUUGGGCCAUAAAGAAUCUGGUGACUGAAGAUCCAGAAGCAUCCCUUUUGGAUUCCCAUAGCACUCAUCUUAAAAUCAUAAUUAAGUCUACCUACUGCAGUUGCACUGAAGUGGUUAUUUCCCUCUGGCUUUCUAUAAUGUUCAGUUUUUAUUAUGGCAUGAUAGCAAAAUUAUAUUCUGAAGCUUAUUACUUUUGUAGGUGGUAAUAGUUUUUAGACUAGCUUUUGUAAACACUGGUGGAGAUAAGCAUCAAAGACUUUAUAUAUUUAAGCUGAAAACAGUGUUUAGCUCCUAAUGAAAUCCUAAUUAUGUGAAAAACACGGUGGCUGUUUAAGUGAUGCUGAAUUUGCUGUGUGUUUAUAACUUAAGUGCUAUAUACAUAUAUAUAUUUCAAUAUGUAUUACAUAUUCUGUAUUAAUACAAAGAACCAAAUUUUGUCUGCUAUUUUGUAAAAAUAAACUACAAAAGUCUGAGAAAAUAAACUAUGUUUUCACA